Messenger RNA from Juglans regia (Persian walnut), 1263 nucleotides. Its product is annotated as transcription factor RAX3-like. The transcript has 3 exons. The record is from RefSeq and is a predicted model, not a curated record. The coding region runs from base 75 to 1127 and encodes 350 amino acids. Lineage: Eukaryota; Viridiplantae; Streptophyta; Magnoliopsida; Fagales; Juglandaceae.
UCAACUUCAAAUAAAGCUACCCGAUUGAGGCUUAGUCUUGGGAAAGCACCUCGCAAUUACAACCCAGAGAAAACAUGGGGAGAGCUCCUUGCUGUGACAAGGCCAACGUCAAGAAAGGUCCAUGGUCGCCUGAGGAAGAUGACAAACUCAAGACUUACAUCGAGCAGCAUGGCACCGGCGGCAACUGGAUAGCCUUGCCCCAGAAGAUAGGCCUUAAGAGAUGCGGAAAGAGCUGCCGCCUUAGAUGGUUGAAUUAUCUUCGGCCAAACCUUAAGCACGGCGGGUUUUCAGAGGAAGAAGAUAACAUUAUUUGUAGCCUUUUUCUAAGUAUUGGAAGCAGGUGGUCCAUCAUCGCAGGGCAAUUACCCGGACGAACUGAUAAUGAUAUAAAAAACUACUGGAACACGAGGCUGAAGAAGAAGCUCCUUGGCAGGCAGCGCAAAGACCAACAGACUCGGGCUCGCCGAGGUAACAGCCUGAAGCAAGAGAUCAUGAAGAGAGAGAGCUGUGAUCAGACCUUUAUGGUUCCUGGAGUCAUGAACCAGAGCCCAUACUGGUCUGCAGAGAUCCCUGCAGCAGCGACAGUAAUGAGUUCAGACCAAGGCCCUACUGAUCUGGAUCAGGACCAAGUAAGUACUCUAAGGAGUUUGCUGAUCAAACUGGGGGAAAACUUUUCGGAUCAUCAACCAAACAGUACCGCCACCACCACCACCACUAAUUUUCAAUACCCCAUUGGGAUUAUUUCCUCGCCUCAAGAUCAUCAACCAUAUGCGAACACAUCGAGUUUUCUUGCUAGUACUUUUUCGGCAGCUACGAAUUGCAGUGACAAAACUUGUACUGAUCAAUUGUCCAACAUGUUUCAAAGGCUUGAAGACUUCCCAAACCAGCUUUGUGAGUUUGGCUAUGAAAACCCACCUCAAUUAGAUCAUGGGUUGGAGGGGUUUUAUGGAAUGGAAAUGAUCAAUGCUAGCACUGCAACAGCUUCCAUUUCUGGCGAAAGCUCCAGUUGGGGAGAUAUAAGCUCUUUGGUGUCCGACCAUCACGAAGGAAAUUGUCAACAAGGAUUGCCACAACUGCAAGAUUCUGCUUUUGAGAAUUUGAGGUACUUUGCGCCGGCACAGCGCUAGCUGUACGUGGGCGGUGUAAAUUUGUACCGACAGAGAAUUUGCUGUCAGGAUUUCAGAAAACCGAAAUGAAUUCACUCAGAGACUUGUUUGUUCUGCACUCUUGCACUUUCAUACUGACUGUUCUUUCUCAUAUAUA